Messenger RNA from Phytomonas sp. EM1, 3036 nucleotides. The record is from the annotation of a GenBank genome assembly. Lineage: Eukaryota; Euglenozoa; Kinetoplastea; Trypanosomatida; Trypanosomatidae.
AUGCGGAUCCUGCAUUCAAAAGCCACCACGGACCCGAUUCUAUUGGUAUCAGCAUGCCACAAUAUGAAUCUUUUUGCCGUAGUCACAGCCUCUACAGUGACUGUUUACCGUUCCACUACUCUUACCGUCGUUACCACUCUUCCACUAGGUACGGGAUACGUUAAUCAAGUCAUCACAUCUUCCGACGAACUCCGGCGCGCACAGGAAGCGAUGAAUGGAAAAAUGGUGAACAUGGAAACAGCUGGGGGUGCUUCUGGACCUUCGAUGAACAUCCCUCCUGACAACAUGUACAAACCAAACCUGGCGCUUUACGUUACGGAAGGCAUGGCGGCCUGGUCUCCAUCUGGAAGGCUUUUUACAUUUGCCCUUCCUUGUGGUGUGGUGCUAUUGCUGGAUGUCGAAAGCAGUGAUCUGGUGCGUAUUCUCAUCCCGAAGCCGUGCCCAAAAGCCUUACCUCGUAAGAGAUCCACUGACAGCACACCCCCCUCUUCCUCAGGGAUUCACCACGGUCACUUUAACGUCGAAGGACGAGGUCGAAACGCGCUCCCGGAGACUUUGAGGGCGGGGGACCCCACCACUCAAUCCUUCACAGUGUUCGCUCAGGUUGAGGAUGGACCGAAAGAGCUUCUGGAAGGGGGGAAUCCAACAGGGGAAGGGGGCCUUCAUGCGUCCAGCAACCCCGCCGUUAUUUCGCUUUCCACCACGGUCGGGCCGGUUGCCGCGCUCGCCUGGGUGACGGUACCGUAUUCCCAGCACAGCCCGCGUAACCUCUCCUUCUACACCACCGGGAUCUACUCCGAGUGCCUUCCUUUGCAGCCGGAUCUCUCCUCCUCGUUACUGGCGGAAGUGGAAAGCUCGGGCCUGCAAAAGGGAGAUCCCAUCGCGUGCAACGAUGCCCAGCGUGCGGUGGCUAUUUUAAUGAUCCUGGAUAUGACUGGCGUCCUUAGUUUCGUAUUGGGAGGGCUGCAAGAGGUUCGGUUUAUGACGAUUCGCAUACCGCACCCCCCGGGUGGUGCAAUCUGCGUAGAGAAGCUUAUUACGGUGCCUGUGUGGGAAGCCCAGCCACGGUGGACGCAACCCGAAGCUGAUCUACAGCGAGAGGAGGAUGGAAGGGGAAUGGAAACACAACCGGCGCGGCGAAUCGCUCCUGCCGCGGGGGAUUCCUUCUUUUUCGGUCUCACCGCAGACUCUCUACACCUGCUUUCCAAACAGCUUGAGCCGUAUCGUGGUAAGAAUCGUGCGGAGGAGGCUCAUAAGGUCUUUGAGCGGUGGGCGCACCGAGCCGUGCGUUGCUCGCAUCGAGCGUACCUCGUCGUGAAACCCACGAGUACGCCUGCUUCGGACACCGCCGGUGCUUGCCGCGAGCUUUUUGAACUCGAUCUGGGUUUUCAACUCACGAGAAUUGUCGAUACGCGGGCUGCGACGAUAUGCUACAUUGCGGAGUACUGCCGAAUGGCUCAAGCCUGCAUGCACGAUCAGCAACAGCUUUGGCGUGAUGUGCUUGAAAACAGCACCCGAAAGCAUCUAAAGCUUCCAUCGAAGGCGGUUUUGCUGCGUGAUACCGUUGUGGAGCGUAUCGCGCAGCCGAAUCAGGCAGAUCUUUUAUCAUAUUAUGAGAUGAUCGACAAGUUUGCGCUCGUCGAAGAUCUGGAAAAACUUUCCAAGACGUUGCAUCGUGUGGUCAAGGCGGUGGAUCAGACGUGUUACCGCUGCUACGACGCAUCCAUAAGCCUCUUGAAUACUUUCUACGAUUGCAACACCGCUAUGGCGGGGCACUUCAACGACAGACCUCCGGAGCUUCUAGGAGGGGGAGGUCUUCCCACCCCAUCACCGUUAUCCAUGCGUGAACUUAGUGCGGAGCUGAUGAACAUCAUCGGGGAGCUUCGCCGGUGCGCCGAAACGUUCCUGCACUGCGUUCAGCUCGGGGUGAGCUACGAGGUGGAUCUUGUUCACUACGUGCUCCAUCGUUCUUCUCUUCUGCUCGUCCCCUCCGCGGCGUCGGCCGCGAAGGAGCGGCCAAAUGACUUUUCAACCUCACCCAUGGCCAAUUCGAAAGGAAAGGCAACGCUGGCGAAUCUCACGGUCGAACCACUUAGCGUGGAGCGGCAUCCCACGUUACUUCGGACGCUGGAGCGGAUUCAUCGCAUGAGGAGCACCGUUUUCCCACAAUACCCCACCGCGUGUGAGGUCGAUGAGGAUUUUCUCAAGUGGAAUCGGCGGUUGGAGAGGUUAUUUCAGUGCGCGCUUAGCCGGAGUGAAGGGGGGGAUGGGCAUAAAGCUUAUCCUCACGAGGAUCCUGUCGUCGCGCAACGCAUGGAGGGGAUUGCCCACGAUAGGGCGUGUGGGGCGCGAUUGGUGGACGUUAGUGAGCCUCGCGUGGAAGGUCCCCACAAGGCGCCGACGGCGGCGGAUUCGCACCGUGAGGAAACGAAGGAGUCGCCGGAUGUGAAGGCGCAUUUGACGGUGAAGGUGGUGGAGGUGCCGCGAUCCACCCCGAAAAGAGCACAGGCGACGUGCCCCGAGCUCUAUAGCGGGGAGCUUUCGGCUAUCCACCCCUCGACGAUUUGUCGAAUGUCAUCUUUCACGCCUUCCGCGAGCGCGGUUUCGCUGUGUGCUCCUUCUAUAAGCCUCCCCAAACUGUCGUCUGCUACCCUGGCUCCUGUCUGGUAUGGUUACCUGCGGGAGGGUCGGCAUCUGUGUGUGUAUCUCCCGACCGACGCGCAUGGGGAAACAAACCGUAGCUCGCCUGGAUUUUCCGAGCAAGAGGACUCCAGCGACGUUCUGGUGGUGGCCUUCAAUGAUAAUGCGGGCAAUCUUGUAAGUCAGGAAGCGGAAGAAGAAAGGGAGGGGUCCGUUCAGGAAUGGGAAGUGGGUGAGAGCGGCGCGAAUCAACCCAACGAAUCGAGCGCGCGGGUAGAGAUCAGUGGGAUGCCCAUUAGUGCGGCCACCAUACGGGCUACCAUGAGCCGUGCAAGGGAAUUCUUCGUGGUGGCCGCGAAUAACCGAUUCGUUGUGCUCGAUUUAUACGAUGACUAG